GAGCACUCUACAUCUACUUUGGGUCAACCACGUUUGAAUGACGUGUUCGUGUUCCUAACGUUUAUUGCAAUUCUGCGAAGUUUGCAUAAGCCUAUCCCUAUCUCCUAACAAUCUAACAUUUCGCCGCUAACGGUACUAAUCUCAUUUGCUACUGUUUCUUUAAUCUACGAGAGUGACAGUUUGAUUAAAAAUGUCUUUCGUAUCGCCAAUGCCUAGCAGAGAAUUCCUCUGGGACGUGUUUCAGAGAGUUGACAGAGACAAGUCUGGCUCAAUAACUGCAGAUGAAUUGCAACAAGCUCUUUCGAACGGGACUUGGACCCCAUUUAAUCCAGAGACAGUUCGUUUAAUGAUCGGUAUGUUUGACAUUGACAAAAAUGAUCCUGGUUCUUCAGGUAUGUUUGAUAAGAAUCAAACAGGAACAGUGAGCUUCGAGGAAUUCGGUGCGCUAUGGAAAUAUGUAACGGACUGGCAGAACUGUUUCCGAUCAUUCGACAGAGAUAACAGUGGGAACAUCGAUAGAAACGAAUUGAAGACGGCUCUUACAAACUUUGGAUACAGAUUGUCAGAUCAAAUAAUAGACACCCUCAUACGUAAAUACGACAGAGCUGGGAGAGGAACUAUAUAUUUUGAUGACUUUAUUCAGUGCUGCAUAGUUUUAUACACACUGACUUCGGCCUUCAGACAGUUGGAUACAGAUUUGGAUGGUGUUAUCACGAUUCACUACGAACAAUUCCUAGGCAUGGUAUUCAAUCUUAAAAUAUGAGCUAUUUGUAUGUCUCGUCUACGAUAUUCUUGCCUAUCGUGGCACCACAUUAUUUACGAAUUAUUCGGUGCCAAAUCUUGGAUAUAUUUGAGGAGUACAUAACGAGCCUAAAUGUUCAAGUUUCUUAAAGGUUUAUAAGCAUGUAAAAACAUUCCGAAACGAUGUAUGCGUACACGUGCUAAUAUUACGAGCAUAGUUAUACAUAUUUUUACUUCCACCAUUUAUCUGUCACGACACAUAAAAGUAUUUUGUACUGCUUAAUUAUUUAGUGAAUCACAAAAAGAAACGUAACGAGCAUCUCUCUGAUUUGUCAUUUAAAAAGAUACAUUUGUUUAAGGUACUGAUCCAUGGUCGCAGAAUGUACAGUGUAACAAAUGUCAAUUAUCUGAUACCAAUGUUAUUAUCCCUAUGCUUUAAUAUUUAUUGUACUUUUUUAUUAUACUAUACAGCACCUCAGAAGAUAUUAAAUAAUUAUGUACGUCGAAAGGUAGUUAAGGAAAUUGAUAUAAAUUUUGUGCUUUCCUCAAGUAAAACCGUUUGUUAUACGUAUUUGUGAAAUAUAACAUUUUUCUGUCCUUUGAGAAGAUUAUAGAAUUGUUCUAAAUAA
Messenger RNA from Ceratina calcarata, 1370 nucleotides. It is a transcript of the gene Alg-2, whose product is annotated as Apoptosis-linked gene-2. Gene Ontology annotation, molecular function: calcium ion binding. Lineage: Eukaryota; Metazoa; Arthropoda; Insecta; Hymenoptera; Apidae. The record is from RefSeq and is a predicted model, not a curated record. The transcript is spliced from 4 exons. The coding region runs from base 191 to 763 and encodes 190 amino acids.